GUUGCCUUGUGCUGCGUGGAUCCUACAUUCUGUCUAGGGGGCCCUCUGGGCUCACACAACGCGCUGACGGUUCAAAUCAGGAAAUAAAAGCUAGAGAACGUUAUCGUUCCCCAGAUCACACAUUGCUUCGCUGCAUGCGCGCGCACACACACAGUCGCCCGGCGCUGAGCACUGCAGCGUUGGUCUGUGGGCAAACGCCGAGGUAUGGAUGUCCAAGAGAGGUUGGCAUUGGAUAUUUCCACCCGAAAUCCCCAGGACGACUUCGAGCUGCUGCAGAGAGUUGGCGGAGGGACCUACGGGGAAGUUUAUAAGGCGAAGAACAAAGGCACCGGCGAGCUGGCUGCCAUAAAGAUUGUGAAGAUGGAGUCAGAUGACGACUGCGCCGCGAUCCAGCAGGAGAUCCUCAUCGUGAAGACCUGCAAGCACCAUAAUAUCGUGGCCUAUUACGGGAGCUACAUACGGUUGAACAAGCUGUGGUCUGCAUGGAGUUCUGCGGGCCGGAUCUCUGCAGGACAUUUACCAUGUAUGGCACCGGCCCCCUGUCAGAGCAGCAAAUUGCCUAUGUCUGCAGAGAAACUUGCAGGGUCUGUCUUAUCUUCACAUCCAAGGCAAGAUCCACAGAGACAUCAGCGGAUUUGGGAUCUCGCCCAGAUCAGCGCCACGUUCGCCCGCAGGAUGUCCUUCAUCGGCACCCCCUACUGGAUGGCGCCCGAGGUGGCGGCGGUGGAGCUGAAAGGCGGCUACAAUGAGCUGUGCGACAUCUCCGUGGGCAUCACGGCGGUGGAGCUGGCCGAGCUGCAGCCCCCCAUGUUUGAUGUCCACCCCCUGCGGGUGCUGUUCCUGAUGUCCAAGAGCGCUACCAGCCGCCGAAACUAAAAGACAAGCCAAAGUGGACUCCGGCCUUCCACAACUUCGUGAAGGUGACGCUGACCAAGAACCCAAGAAGCGGCUGAGCGCUGCCAAGAUGCUGAGUCACCAGUUUGUGGCCCAGCCUGGCCUGAGCCGGAGCCUGACGCAGGAGCUGCUGGGAAGCUGCGGAACCCAGACAAGCUGCCGCGCUGCUG
Gopherus evgoodei (Goodes thornscrub tortoise) is the source of this 1064-nucleotide messenger RNA. Its product is annotated as mitogen-activated protein kinase kinase kinase kinase 3-like. Gene Ontology annotation, biological process: protein phosphorylation. The record is from RefSeq and is a predicted model, not a curated record. Lineage: Eukaryota; Metazoa; Chordata; Testudines; Testudinidae. Gene Ontology annotation, molecular function: MAP kinase kinase kinase kinase activity; ATP binding.